AUCCGGCCAGCAUGUCGGCACCUACUUCACCACACGACUCGCGCAGCGGCGACGCACAAGCUGCUGCCUCUUCGAGCCAUCGCGACGAGCGCCGCAGCGACCGGCGCGACGACGGCGAGCGCCGCGACAGAGACGAGCGCGGCCACAGCUCGCGGCACCGCGCCGACCGCCAGCGCUCCGAGCGGCGCCGUGAUGACCGCGACCGCGAGCGCUCAGACAGACAUCGAGACGACCGCCAGCGCUCGGACCGGCGGCACGACGAGCCUGACCGCCGCUCGGACCGCGACCGCAGAGACAGAGACCGCGGUAGCGAGCGGGAGGAGCGAUCGUCGCGGCGCGAGCGCAGCCGUAGCCGCAGCCCGCAGCGCUCGCGGCGGCGCAGUCGCAGUCGAUCGGCGAGCAGCGACAGCGGCAGCAGCAGUAGCGACAGCGAGGACGAGGAGGCGCGCAGACGUCGGCGGCGCAAGGAGAAGGAGCGCCGUCGGGAGAAGGAGGGCAGCAGCAGGCAUCGCGAGAGUCGCGAGGAGCGCAAGCGGCGCAAGAAGGAGAAGAGACUCGCUAAAGCGUCCAAGGGCGCCAUCCUCGAGUACGGCAAGCACGGCAUCAUCUCCGAGUCCGACGUCACAUCGCGCUUGACGGCCGAGUUCCGCCAGUGGCUCGUAGAGGAGAGGCACAUCAAUCCCGAGACGAUCCCGAAGCAGGCCGAGCGCAAGGAGAUGAGCCGCUUCAUCGAGGACUACAAUACGGCGACGCUGCCGCUGGACAAGUACUACGACCUCGAGGCGCACGAGCGACGCAUGGCCAUGAUUCGCGCCGGCGAGACGCUGCCCGUCGAGGGUGCGUACGAUCCAGCUGCCGACGAGGCGGCCGCGACGGCGGCAUAUCGUGCGCGGCGUCGCGACGCGGAGUCGAAGCUGGCGGGCAAUGAGACAUGGCAGAGCCGCGAGCAGCUCGAGGAGCUGCGCCGCAUCCAGGCAGAGCGCAUCGAGGUCGGCAAGAUGAAGCAGCUUGGCAUGCAGACGUCGUCCAAGAUGGGCGUGCGCAUGGACUCGAAGUUCCAGUAGCACCGCGAGCUCUGACGAUCCCGGCACUAGCAAUGUAACUGCUCUCGACGCCCCGUGCGAGGAGCAGGACUGCAUCUGCGCAUGCUGAAGAAGAGGGUGCCGCACCUCAUGCGCCCCGAUCAGCGCCCGGCACCGCAGAUCCGCCGGCGGCCC
Messenger RNA from Tilletiopsis washingtonensis, 1217 nucleotides. RefSeq lists its product as hypothetical. The record is from RefSeq and is a predicted model, not a curated record. Lineage: Eukaryota; Fungi; Basidiomycota; Exobasidiomycetes; Entylomatales. The transcript has 7 exons. The coding region runs from base 12 to 1064 and encodes 350 amino acids.